AUGUCGGCGCUCGGCUGGGGCCGCGGCGCCGCGGGGUUGGGGCGAGCCCUGGUGACCCCGGGCCGCUCCAGCCUCCUGGCCGAGAAAGGGCCUGGGGCCCUUGGUGGCAUCUGGGGCCGCGGAAGGAGCUCGUCGGCCAGCCCUUGUGAACGAGAUCGCCGGAAGGACUGGGGCCACGUGGAGCUGCUGGAGGUGCUCAAGGCACGGGUCCGGCAGCUGCGGGCCGAGUCGGUGUCAGAGGUGACGGUGAAGCGGGUGGCCGUGACUCGGAUCCCAGAGGGCGGUGGCGGCGGCUCCCAGCCGCGCGGGAAGGCCGAGGCAGGGGCUGCGCUGGAGCUCCGUGGCCGCUGGGCAGAGAAGCUAGACAAGGAGAAGUGGAUUAUGCAGAAGCGCAAGCAGCGGCUGGAGGUGAAGCUGCAGGCCCACGCGCAGAAGUUGGCCCAGGAGCCACCACCGAGGCCACUGCGGCCACUGCGUGUGGAGCCGCGGUUACAAAACGGGCAGCUGGCUGGCUGCCUGCAGCGGUGGGCGCGAGGGGGCCCUGCCGGCCCCUGGGAGGAGCAGCUGGCCCAGGCGCUGCAGGAGGCCCCGCGGAAGCUGAGCCGGGAAGAGGCACAGGCCCCGGCCGACAGGGCGGCCGAGGCGCAGCUCUCGGGCCGGCGGCAGAAGCUCCUGGCCUUCCUGGAGUGCUGCCUGCUCACAGACCACCUGCCCCUUGCCCACCAUGUGCUGGUCACCCAGCAUGGCCACCUCCGACGCCGGCGGCUCCUCACGCUCGCCAUGUACAACACUGUCAUGCUUGGCUGGGCCCGCAAGGGCUCCUUCAAGGAGUUGGUGUAUGUGUUCUUCAUGGUGAAGGACGCCGGCCUCGCCCCCGACCUCCUGUCCUACGCGGCUGCCCUCCAGUGCAUGGGACGGGGGGACCAGGAUACCAGCACCAUCAGAAGGUGCCUGGAGCAGAUGGCCCGUGACCGGCUGCCGCUGCAGAAGCUCUUUUUAGCUGUCCCCAUGUCUGAGGAGGAAUGGGCUGCAGUCCUGACGGCCGUGCGAAAAGUGAAGCCUGCCUUCAGCCCACCGCCGCGGCCCGCACCCCGGGUGAACACAUCACCGUUGCUCAAGGACGUCUACGCCCAGGACAGCCCUGUGGCCUAUCCCAAGCUGCACCUGCCGCUGCAGACGCUGGCGCGCCUCUUCCAGCAGCAGCUGGAUGUGGAACUGGCCACCACCGUCCAGGUGGAGUCUGUGGAGAAGGCCCCACCGCUGACUGCCGAGGUCCUGCAUGCGCGGGAGACUCUGAGGAGCCUGCGGGCCCAGUGGGAGAAGGCGCUAUGCCAGGAGUUAAGGGAGGUCAAGGCCAGCCUGGCGCGUGUAGCCCGCGAAGGGCGCCCCACACUCUACCCCCACCUGUGCCUGCUGGGCGAGCGGGAGACUGCGCAGAUGCUGCUGCAGCUUCUGCAGGUGCUGCCCCCUCAGGGCCAGUCGCUCAUCCAGCUGGCCCACGAGCUGGGCAUGCGCACCUUCAACCGGCACGUUGUGCAGCGGAAGCAGCGGGAGCGCCAGGUUCAGGCGCUGCAGCAGCGCUACUUGGAGUACCUGCGCCUGCUGGCCUGUGACACGCAGGUGGACCCGCCCUGCCUGCCGCGACAGCACUGGGAGGCACUGGGGGGUCCUUGCGGCGAGCCGCCACCGGAACAGCCUUGGCCGCUGCCGGUACUCGUGCAGGUGGGCAAGCAGCUGGCGGAGGUGCUGGUGCGGGCCGUGCACAUGCCGCGCAACCCGGGUGUCCCCGCCGGUGCCGAGCAGCUCAUCCCGGUGCUGUACCACGUGUACUCCUUCCGCAGCUUUCGGCAGAUCGGCAUCGUCAAGCCACACCCAGCCUUCUCGAAGCUGCUAACCACGGCAGCUGAGCCCACACUGACCUUCGAGGCAACCGAGGUGCCCAUGCUGUGCCCGCCGCUGCCCUGGACCUCACCACACUCGGGUGCCUUCCUGCUGAGCCCUGCCAAGCUGAUGAGGGCUGUGGAGGGCACCACACAGCACCAACGUGGGCUCGAGCGCUGCCCGCCUGUUGCGCUGCAUGGUGCCCUUGAUGCCCUUACACAGCUGGGCAACUGCGCCUGGCGCGUCAACGGGCGCAUACUAGACCAGGUGUUAGCGCUCUUCCAUGCCCGGGGCUGCUCCCGCCUGGGCGUGCCUCCCCCGGCCUCCGAGGCACCACGCCCACCCGCCCACCGCCCACCGCCAGGCACCCCGCCUGCACGCCUGGCUGAGCUGCGGCGGGAGGCGGCGCGCUGCCUGAAGGCUGCCCGAGAGCUGCGCAGCCUGCGCGCAGACGCACUCUACCGCCUCUCGCUGGCCCAGCACCUGCGCCACCACAGCGCCUUUUGGCUCCCCCACAACAUGGAUUUUCGAGGCCGCACCUACCCCUGCCCACCACACCUCAGCCACUUGGGCAGCGACCUGGCCCGAGCCCUGCUGGAGUUUGCCCACGGCCGCCCCCUUGGCCCGCGUGGCCUCGACUGGCUCAAGCUGCACCUGGUCAACCUCACAGGGCUCAAGAAGCGCGAAUCGCUACAGGCUCGCCUGGCCUUCGCAGACCAGGUGCUGGAUGAGGUCCUGGACUCGGCUGACCGGCCCCUGACGGGCCGAAAGUGGUGGAUGGAGUCGGAUGAGCCCUGGCAGACCCUGGCUUGCUGCAUGGAGAUCGCACAGGCUGUACGCUCCCCCGACCCUGCCGCCUUCGUGUCCCACUUCCCCGUGCACCAGGACGGCUCCUGUAAUGGCCUACAACACUAUGCCGCCCUGGGCCGGGACAGCACGGGUGCAGCUUCUGUCAACCUGACCCCGUCAGACCUGCCUCAGGACGUGUACAGUGGGGUGGCUGCACAGGUGGAAGCCUUCCGCAGGCGGGACGCCGAGCGGGGUGUGCGAGUGGCCCAGGUGCUGGAGGGGUUCGUGAGCCGCAAGGUGGUGAAGCAGACGGUGAUGACUGUGGUGUACGGGGUCACCCGCUAUGGCGGGCGCCUGCAGAUCGAGAAGCGCCUCCGUGAGCUCCAGGGCUUCCCCCAGGAGUUCGUGUGGGAGGCCUCCCACUACCUGGUGCAGCAAGUCUUCAGCAGCCUUCAGGAGAUGUUCUCAGCCACGCGGGCCAUCCAGCACUGGCUGACAGAGAGUGCCCGCCUCAUCUCCCACAUGGGUUCGGCUGUGGAGUGGGUCACACCUCUGGGCGUCCCUGUUAUCCAGCCUUACCACCGGAGCUCCAAGUUAAUGAUCAGUGGUGGGAUGCAGAGCAUGACCUUCAACCACAGCUCCGACAGCAGCCAGCGGCCCAACACGCUGAAGCAGAAGAACGGCUUCCCGCCUAACUUCAUCCACUCGCUGGACUCCACCCAUAUGAUGCUUACUGCCCUUCACUGCUACAGGAAGGGACUGACCUUUGUCUCUGUCCACGAUUGCUACUGGACCCACGCAGCCGAUGUCCCAGUCAUGAACCAGGUGUGCCGAGAGCAGUUCGUGAAGCUCCACAGCCAGCCCAUCCUGCGAGACCUGUCCCGCUUCCUGGUGAAGCGCUUCUGCUCCGCCCCCAGGUCUCAGAACCUCUCCAAGAACCUGCAGAUGCGCAAGCUGUUCCAGACGCUGCUGGCGGUUCCCGAGACAGGGACCUUCGACCUGGAGCAGGUGAAGCGCUCCACCUACUUCUUCAGCUGA
Messenger RNA from Orycteropus afer afer, 3708 nucleotides. RefSeq names its product RNA polymerase mitochondrial (gene POLRMT). Gene Ontology annotation, molecular function: mitochondrial promoter sequence-specific DNA binding; DNA-directed RNA polymerase activity; protein binding. Gene Ontology annotation, biological process: mitochondrial transcription. Gene Ontology annotation, cellular component: mitochondrial DNA-directed RNA polymerase complex. The record is from RefSeq and is a predicted model, not a curated record. The transcript has 21 exons. NCBI's taxonomy places the organism in Eukaryota, Metazoa, Chordata, Mammalia, Tubulidentata, Orycteropodidae. Bases 1 to 3708 code for a protein of 1235 amino acids.